CGCAACCCAGUCGCUGUGCUGACUUUUUGAAGUUUUUGUUGUGUUGUGAUUUGUGAUCUCGUCUCGGUUUUGUAAUUAUAGUAACCUCAAAAAGUAAAUAUAUAAACGUAUUUAGGCGCUAAAACUUCAUUUUAAAUAUCAUAGGUGGUACUUAUAAUAUCAGUAGUGCAUUGGAAUGUAAUUUAGAGCUCUAAAAAUAUGCCGGGACCGGAUCUUUUAUCAAGCCAAGGCCUUCGUCUCGACGGUCGUAGACCCAAUGAGCUACGCCGGAUAAGAUGUAAACUUGGAGUUUUCACUCAACCAGACGGUAGUGCUUAUUUGGAACAAGGAAAUACAAAAGUUCUUGCUGCAGUGUACGGCCCUCAUCAAGCCUCUAAAUCGAAAAGUACUACCGAGGGAGUAGUAGUGAAUUGUCAAUAUAGUAUGGCUACAUUCUCCACAGGAGAAAGAAAGAAUCGACCCAGAGGUGACCGCAAAUCUCAGGAAAUGUCUUUGCAUCUCAGACAGGCAUUGACUGCUGCAAUCAAGACUGAACUGUAUCCACGCUCCCAAAUUGAUAUUUAUGUUGAAGUGCUUCAGGCAGAUGGCGGAGCGUAUUGCGCUGGCGUAAACGCCGCUAGCCUAGCGCUCAUCGACGCGGGCAUACCGCUGCGAGCGUACGCCUGCGCUUGUUCCGCUUCCAUGGCGUGGCGGAAUGGAGAACCGGAGCCGUUAUUGGAUGUGGGACAUGUUGAAGAAGCCGCAGGUGGAGUCGUUUUAACAGUGGCCAGUUUACCGAAUACAGGUAGCAUUGCCUUACUGGAGAUGUCCCACAGGUUACACAUGGAUUACUUCAAGGUCGUCUUGAGCAGAGCUAUGCAAGGUUGCAGGGAUAUAGAGAUUAUUCUUGAUAAAGCUGUAAGAGAUCACUUAGCAGAAGGGUGGACGAAACAAGACGUAGUUACCAUAUGAAAUAAAGUAAUUGUUUAUGAAGUAUUUUGUGUUUUAUUAAUUUAUUCACUACUAGCUUUAGCCUGCGACUUCGUCCGCGUUUUCGUCGUUUUUCGUAAAAAAGUAGCAUAUGUCCUUCCUCAGGGUUCCGUGGUUUUGAUGUGACAGACAGAUUAACUUUCGUAUUUUAGUAGGUAAAUGUAAUAUGUCAAUCCACAAUACUGUUAAAAAUAUCGCAAUAAGGAACCGCAGAAUAUUAUUAUUAUCAUUGUGCCCCGAGAUCAUCAGCGUGUAACUCCUUGUAUGUUAUUAUGUUAAUGUAUUGGUAAUAUUGUUUAGAUCACUUUCACAUGAGGCUUAAGUACAUAUAGAAUGAAAAUACUUCAGCGCAAAGCUUCCGGGUAAACUACGUUGAAAGUUGACACGUCCGGCACGUGAACAUAAAGAUUUCUAGAACUGCUAACCCGGGAAAGAGCGACAUAUAACUGACCAUGUGAAAAACAACUGACACCGAGAUCUUGAGCCUUAUUUAUUGUCACUGCAUAACACACCGAUACUGGGAAUUGCGUUCUUUUAAAUUGGAAUGGAAAAUUAUUUGGUAUCAUGGGAAUUCUGGGAAUAAAAAUGGUUUCUCCUGCACCGCAACCUAUUGAAAUUUGAACCUCGAUUACAUUUUGUUGCAACUGGGUUACUUUAAGCCGAGUUCCAUUGCAAAGUUGUGGUGGUCUUAAAUUUCGGAGCAGAAUAAUCGGAAUGCCAAUUUUUAAACAAAUUUCAUGAGAAGGAAGUCCGUGCAUAUUUAAAGAAUUUAAUAAUUCUAUCGGGUAAUUAGUGGCUUCUUGUUCAUCGGCCAUUCUAUUUAUUGAACUAUAAACUUUGCUUUCCCCCUGGAUAUUCGACAGUAUUUUAUUAUUAAUCUCAGAUGACUGGUCAUUGCGAGGAGUUAAAAUGGACCUUUCACAUAGCCAAGAAUUGUCCUUAUUUAAUAUAUUUGUUACGUUACCGUAAACUGACGAUAUAAGAUGUUGUUGGGAUUGCACUAUACAACAUAACUCAGGCGUCAGAAUAAGUUUUCCUUGGUGUAGCAGUGGAUAGGUAUCUUUGGUGAAGGUAUUUUCUUUAAUAAUAUAUCAGAAAAUUCACGAUCAUCCGGGUUAUCUACAGUUCUCACUCGCAUGUUUAUAGCCAAAUGCACCGAUUGUAUAUCACGCCACAAAUAAGAGCUUUUCAGGCAAGCUUUAACCUCAUCAGCUCGGGUUCCCCGUGGUAUUACCGGUAAGGUUUGUCGGAAAUCACCACAAAAUAAAAUUGUGAUACCGCCCAUUGGUCGAUCAUUUUGUUUUAUAUCCCUUAAAGUUCCGUCUACCGCUUCUAC
Messenger RNA from Chilo suppressalis (striped riceborer), 2305 nucleotides. The record is from the annotation of a GenBank genome assembly. Lineage: Eukaryota; Metazoa; Arthropoda; Insecta; Lepidoptera; Crambidae.